Molecule: messenger RNA, 2238 nt
Organism: Cladophialophora yegresii CBS 114405
Lineage: Eukaryota; Fungi; Ascomycota; Eurotiomycetes; Chaetothyriales; Herpotrichiellaceae
Exons: 2
Coding region: 1-2238 (745 amino acids)
Source: RefSeq, a predicted model, not a curated record
AUGCCUCCAGUCCUCAUUACUGGUAGUGCUGCAACAUUAGCCGUCUUACAAUGCUUCUUGUUGGUGAGGUUCGCCAACCGGACUUCCACAAGCAGUGCUGAAAGGGUCGCUUUGUAUCUCACGAUCCUGCCGUUGAGUUUCAUCUUGUUCGCGGCUUUUGAGGUCAGCAAUGUGCGGAUCGUAUGGGCCAUGACCUGUCUCACAGGCAGUAUCAUAUUAUAUACCCAACUUGCCGUCGCCUGCUAUCCGCUCGAACUCUCCGACUCGUCCGCGAGCGCAGAAACGACAGUGCCUUACCAUCGACGACUGAUCAAGCUGUUCAGGCGAGAUGCCGUCGCCGCUGCGUCUGACCUGCCAUGUGCAGCUUUCCCUUAUAGCCCCUUAGCUGAGGGCUCGAUCAGGCUGCUCAGAUUUCUUGACCGACGUGAUGCCGAGGACAAUGCUUUACGAUUCGAGCUUUAUCACUCCAAGCUGAGCUGGAGGCCUGAGUACGUGGCCUUGUCUUAUUCCUGGGGAAGCAGUGACAGGCAGAGCAAAGCGAACAUCGUGGUAGACGGUCGAACAUUUGAGGUGUCACGAAACCUUGCAGACGCUCUCCACAAGCUGCAUCAGAACAAUAUCUCUACGGUCUGGGUUGAUGCCAUUUGCAUCAAUCAGCAGGACAACAUCGAGAAAAGCAGGGAAGUUACACGGAUGUUUGCAAUAUACCGCACGGCACAGAUGGUGGUCAUAUGGCUCGGCUUGCACACUAGUGCAGAGAACGAUAUGCAUGAGCUUGUGGCGGCCGCCGAGGAUAUCGAAAGACCGGCAAGCAGACUCAAUCACAGCAAUGCCCCUGAUUUCGAACUGUCUGCUCUAGAACAAUUGUUGUCGCAACCUUACUGGGCCAGGGUGUGGAUCAUUCAGGAGGUCGCAGCGGCCAGACAGGCACGUAUAUUCUGGGGAUCCUAUAUCUUUGACCUGCGCUCUUUGGAAACGCUGUUGCGUGACAGACUCGAUCCACCGGGCAACGAUCGCGACAAGCACGGCCUCGCCCAGAAAGUUCUAUCGGUCCGUGCUGCUUGUCGAGCACAGCAGAAGCCUCGACUAAUGGAUAUACUGGCGAUGACCACUUCAUCUAAUACCAGCGUCCUGAGAGACAAAGUAUAUGGCCUCCUCGGUCUGGCCUCGGAUUGGACCGACUUUGUGCAAGAACCAAACUACUCGAAAACCGUGUCCGAGAAGACUCUUUGCCGCGAAAUGACGUCCAAUCACAUCGCCUGGUACAGCUCCGCAGAUAUCAUCUUCCUCCGAAGUACGAAUCCCCAUCAGGCCGAGCUGCCCUCCUGGUGUCCUGACUAUUUUCACUUUCAGCCGCACGAAUUUGACAAAAACCUGAUUCCGUACGUGGGCGGCAAAGAUGUCAAUCUGGGCUGGGAGAGAAGGCGAGCCUUUGGUCAAGGAUCUCCCACUAUGAACGAAGUCAUCCCUGACACAUUCAUCACUAGCGGCGACAGACUGAUCCUAAAGGGCCGACGCAUCGGCAGGAUUACAGCCCUUGGCGCCCUGUUGGACGAACGGACUGCUCCGAGCGCCCCCAACGAGCAGUUUUCUGCCAACGACAUCACAGAUCGACACAUCGGAAAGGCCUUCCGCAGGCUACUUCUCAUCUGCCACAAUCAGACAUUCGGGAUCCAGCCAUCUGCGGCGUUCUUCUCGCUUCUGUACGCUCUGCCGGAUCACGUCUUCCAGGACAGGGGUCAUAUGAGGGUAAAGCAUUGGCUGGACUCUCACAGGGCAUUUUUCGAGGCAUUUGGCGUAAAGCUGUCCCCAGAGUCCGACGACUUCGCCUUCAUUGCACGCCGAGGUGGCAGGUUGAGCAUCGCGUCGAGAGUCCUUCCCGAGUGGAGAGAGUUCUUCAGCUUGAAUGAAGACAACACGAUCAGCCGCCGAGGAGAACACCCUCUCUAUCCUAUGCUGGCGUCAAUUUCCUCGAUUCUGGAAGAACGCAUGCGGCUGAUGUACAUCCACGACCAAGUCCUGUUGGGUUGGGCACACCGGCACGCAAGACCCGAUGACAUCGUUUGGCAUCUCGAAGGCUGUACGUUGCAAGCCAUCCUGCGCAAGUCGGAAGAGCUAUCCGAGAAACACGGCGAGAGCAUCUUUAAGUUGAUCGGGCACGCAUACGUCGAUCCUGUCAUGGCCAGUGGACGUUGGAUGGCAAAGGAGACGAGAAGUCGGCUCGUGAAUCUAUGUUGA